AUGGCUACCAUGGAGAAAGUCUUCGCAGGCUACCAUGCCCGACUGGCGACCUUAGAAGCCACAUAUGACAAGAAUCCAUUUGCUAGGGGAAUUGCCUGGGUUCAGGGAGAGCUCGUCCCCCUCGACGAGGCUCGCGUCCCGCUGCUGGAUCAGGGCUUCAUGCACAGCGAUCUAACCUACGACGUGCCGUCGGUCUGGGACGGUCGCUACUUUCGCCUAAAAGAUCACCUGGAUCGACUAGAGUCCAGCUGCAAGAAGAUACGUCUGCAGCUUCCUCUACCCCGCGAAGAAGUCGAAAAGAUCUUGGUCGAGAUGGUGGCCAAAAGUGGCAUUCGCGAUGCCUUUGUUCAGCUUAUCGUGACCCGCGGUUUGAAGGGUGUCCGCGGACACACCCCGGGUGAGGUCUUAAAAAAUAACCUUUAUAUGUUUGUCCAGCCUUUUGUCUGGGUUAUGGACCCCGAGAUCCAGCCCACCGGCGGCAAGGCUAUUGUGGCUCGGACAGUGCGACGUAUCUCUCCAGGGUCUAUUGAUCCGACUGUGAAGAACCUGCAAUGGGGAGAUUUUAAUCGUGGACUUUUCGAGGCUGCCGACCGCGGUGCUGUCCACCCCUUCUUGACAGACGGGGACGGGAAUCUUACAGAGGGUGCCGGCUUCAAUAUCAUUCUGGUCAAAGACGGCGUCCUCUUCACGCCCGAGCAUGGCGUUCUACAAGGCGUCACCCGUAAGAGCGUUGCCGAUGUCGCCAAAACCCUAGGCUUUCUAGUGCGUAUCGAGCACGUACCGACAGAUCUAGCCUACAACUGUGAUGAGAUUUUCAUGUGUACCACUGCCGGCGGUAUCAUGCCUAUCACGGAACUUGACGGUAACCCGGUAAAAGAUGGCAAGGUUGGUCCCAUCACGAAACAGAUCUGGGACGCCUAUUGGGAUAUCCACUACGAUCCAAAAUACACCUUCGAGAUUGACUACGCUGCUGGUGUUGCGAAGAGUGUAUCUUAA
Talaromyces rugulosus is the source of this 996-nucleotide messenger RNA. RefSeq lists its product as uncharacterized. The transcript has a single exon. Lineage: Eukaryota; Fungi; Ascomycota; Eurotiomycetes; Eurotiales; Trichocomaceae. The record is from RefSeq and is a predicted model, not a curated record. The coding region runs from base 1 to 996 and encodes 331 amino acids. Gene Ontology annotation, biological process: carboxylic acid metabolic process. Gene Ontology annotation, molecular function: catalytic activity.